Labrus mixtus (cuckoo wrasse) is the source of this 7881-nucleotide messenger RNA. It is a transcript of the gene foxj3, whose product is annotated as forkhead box J3. The coding region runs from base 450 to 2330 and encodes 626 amino acids. The transcript has 12 exons. Gene Ontology annotation, molecular function: DNA-binding transcription factor activity, RNA polymerase II-specific; RNA polymerase II cis-regulatory region sequence-specific DNA binding. The record is from RefSeq and is a predicted model, not a curated record. Gene Ontology annotation, biological process: regulation of transcription by RNA polymerase II. NCBI's taxonomy places the organism in Eukaryota, Metazoa, Chordata, Actinopteri, Labriformes, Labridae. Gene Ontology annotation, cellular component: nucleus.
CCGGAUGUUGGCUCGGCCGCCGACAGAAAGGCAAACGGGAGAAGGCGGAGAGAAGCUGAAAGAGGGACGCCACGGCACCGCAGGCUCACCGGCGAAGCGACGGCGGCUUUCUGCACAGGACGAUAAACGUGAAAAGCACACGGGACACUCUCGGAGAGCCUCCCGCUAGCUGGAAGAAGAGGAGCUGAAAAGGAAAAAGGGAAGGGGGCUGUUACUCUGAAACUACCGUCAGGAUUACCAGAGGAGGCACCGUCACAGCAGCUUUUCACCCAGAAGUCGACCUACAGAAGCGGAUGUCUUGAGCUAAGCGAGACUUCAAACUCAACCUGUCAUCUGCCCCGCUUGUUAUUCCGCACCUGGUCCACUCUCCUUCCGGUGCAGAGCACCAACUGCACCCAACACCACCUCCACCUUUUCCCCACCCCUUUCCUGCCCAGCCUGCCGUCACCAUGACGUCGGAGCUGGAGAGCAGCCUCACCUCCAUGGACUGGCUUCCUCAGCUGACCAUGCAGGCGGCCAUCCGCAAGGCAGAUGCCCAGAAUGCCCAUGGGCCAGGCAUGGGCAAGAAGAGUGCCCUACUGGAUGCUAACACCACGCUGGACCAGGAGGAGGUGCAGCAGCACAAGGACGGCAAGCCUCCAUACAGCUACGCCAGCCUUAUCACGUUUGCUAUCAACAGCUCCCCAAAGAAGAAGAUGACUCUGAGCGAGAUCUACCAGUGGAUCUGUGAUAACUUUCCCUACUACAGGGAGGCGGGCAGCGGCUGGAAGAACUCAAUAAGGCACAAUCUGUCGUUGAACAAGUGUUUUCUCAAAGUGCCUCGCUCCAAAGAUGACCCGGGAAAGGGCUCUUACUGGGCCAUCGACACAAACCCAAAGGAGGACUCCUUGCCUACACGGCCAAAGAAGAGGCCGCGGUCUGGAGAGCGGGCUUCUACGCCGUACAGCCUGGAGUCUGAGUCUUUGGGGAUGGAGUGUAUGAUCUCUGGAAGUGCCUCUCCAACGCUGGCAAUCAACACUGUGACUAACAAGGUGGCGUUAUACAACACAGACCAGGAGGGUAGUGAUAGUCCAAGAAGCAGCCUUAACAACAGCCUGUCCGAUCAGAGUCUGGCUUCCGUCAAUCUCAACAGUGUGGGCAGUGUGCACAGCUAUACAGGGGUGACCAGUCACCCAGAGCCCGUGUCCCAGCCCAUGAGCCUCCAGCAGCCGCCCCAGUCCCAGUACAAUAUGCCGGACAGGGAUAAGCAGCUCCUGUUCUCUGAAUUUGAAGAUCUCAGUGCCUCCUUUCGCAGCCUUUAUAAGUCUGUUUUUGAGCAGUCCUUCAGUCAGCAAGGGCUGAUGGGCAUCCCGGCAGAUUCCUCCCAGCAGACACACACCUCCUGCUCCUAUCAGCACUCUCCCAGUGGCGCCAUCAGCACUCAGAACAGCAUGUCAAACAACCAACCCAACAACCACCCCAACAGCCACUCCGCCAACAGUGGCCAGGUGCCCCUGUCCCACCCCGGCCACGUCUCGCCCCACGCACAGCACCUCCCGCAGCAUGGCGUCCCCCACAACCAACACAACCAACACAGCCAACACAACCAACACGGCCAGCACAGCCAACACAGUCAACAUGCACAGCACCCCCAGCAUGCUGCGCACUCCCAGCACGGGCAGCACCCUUCGCAGCACCCAUCCCACGGCCAGCACCCGCAGCAGCACACGCCACACCCCUCCCAACACACUCAACACAGCCAGCACCCACAGCAACACGGACAGCAGCAUCAGAGCCUCUCCCACCAGCCCCAUCCUACCCAGCAACAGAUGGCCUGCAACACAGGUUUACUGUCUGACUGGUACCCAAAUCUGGAUGCGCUGAAAGAAAGCUGUCGCAUUGCUAGCAGCUAUAACUGGGCUGAUGUCGACCUUUCACCUUUCCAAGGAUUAAGGGACAGUAUGAGACAAGCCGAGUUGAACAAUUGGUCCCUGGAACCCACUCAGAUUGCAGACCUCUGCUCGUCCAUCAACCAGUUUUUUGCCCGCACCGGUGUAAUCCAGCCACAGGGGGCAGUGCAGCCCACUGUUUGUCAUGGCUCCAUGCACCCCAACAAACCAAGCCAGCACCACAACACAGGAAAUCUCUACAUGGACUCCAGACAGAGUCUAUCCUUGAUGGGUCCUCCAGGAUACCCCCACAUGCCCCCCAUGAGCACCGCAGGACCCACGAUGACAGGACACCAUGCACAGAUGAACCAGCAGCACAUGAUACCUACCAGAAACUUCCAGAUGCAUCGCAUGCAAGCUGAUGACAUUCAGGAUGACUUUGAUUGGGACUCCAUCGUCUAACCCCAGACCUCCUUCUGCAAACAGAAAAGGGAGUGAGGAGAGGAGGUGGAAGCCAGAGGGAGCCAGGCGGAGCAACAGGAGGGGAGGAGGAGUGCGCUGUUGGUGGGAUGCAGAAGAACAUUGACAAGCUUUGUUGGACAAAGACAGACUUCAGAGUCCUGACAUUUUUACAAAAGCAAAACAUUACUAGAAAACGUUAGUUUGAAGACAAUCAUAUUUAGUCGGACAUGUAAAAGUGAUCGCUUAUGUACUUGUCUAGAGACGAGUAAACACAUUCACGUCUAAACCACACGCUCCUCAGCUCCUCAGAUGGCCCUCUCCCUCUCCCGUCCCUCGCCAGCAGCCUUCCAAAGUCUGAACCCCUCUCCCCCCUCUCCCCCCUCUCCCCCUGCUCCGUAACUGUUCUGUGAUUUGAGCGACGUGUUCAGCUUGUAAUUCUUCUCGUGUUGACAUCGGCCUCAGCUGCCUCUUGGAUGAGUUUUUUCUCUUAAAAAAAAAAAAAACUUAUUUGGUUUUGAUUUUCAUUUGAAAGAAACACAGGCCAUCUCUGUGAGUAACGUGAUGGUGCUCGUUUGACGCUUUUGGGAGAAAACCGGUCUCGCUGUGGCUGCAUGGGUGGUGAAGUUGUGUUUACAAUAAGUGAGAUUUUGAACAGGGUGUUAAAUGAUAAAGGCUUGAUAUUAAACAAACCAAGAGAGAGGGAGAUCACAUAAGGUAUCAUGAUCUGUUCUCCUACACAACCAAUGUGAUCAGGCCCACGGCAACAGACAAGUUAUGGGAAUACAAGAACUUUUUCAAAUGUCUUUCUUUUUGUUUCUGUGUCUCAAGCACUUCACGAGUGGAUGAGUGUGAACGAAAGUGAAGAAAAGAAAGCAGGAACAUUUUCUGUCUUUUAUUCAACCCAAAGUAACCUGAGGUUUAAGUUCUCUGCGUGCAUUGUUUUAGUUUAGUAUAAAUCUAUCAGUUUUUAAGCUUUAUUCAAUCAAAAGAUGUAACAGUAAGUGCUUACCAGAUUCAAAUUUUAAGCAAAAUUGAAGGGGGAAGUUCAUCAGUUUUUGUAACUUGUUUAUCAUUGAAUCAUUCAACACCAAAACCGAAAACAACUGACUGAUACAUCAGUGAGGCCAGUGUUGUCAGCUAGUCCCAGUUUAUCCCAGCUAGGGCUGUCAACUAGUUAAUCACAAACCGCUGUGUUGUCCCUUUAAGCGCAUCAUGGAUAAACCGCCGCAAAAAAAAAGAAAAAAAGAACAACACUGCUGCAUCUUUAAAUGGGUCAAAAGUAACAUCCACCUCAUGACAUCAAACAUUUCACUUGUAUACCUUUCCUUGCUGUUUUCAUUUACUUUUUGAUCCGUAACGAGUUCCGUUUUCUGAAGUUAGGUUAAUGCUGUAACCUUCAAUCUACCAGAAGGUCCUUAUUUUAUUUCAAAAUAAAAGCUGGGUUGAAUUCAGUCAGCAAGUAAAGUACUCUCAGCUUAAGACAGUACAACAAUUGAAAAUAAAAGCUGAACUAUUUUCAUUUUGAAAUGCGAAUGCAGAUAUGCAAUUCAAAUUUCAAUUGAUCACGAUAAAGUAUUGAACUUUUGCAAAUAAUCACGAUUACAUUUUGAAAAAUCUUUUGACAGCCCUAUCCCCAACACAUCUGUAAUGUCAAAGAUGUCAGGCAAUACUCUUCAAAGAUAUCAAUAAUAUGUUCAAGAUGAUAAAAUUGUGCCUCCACUUUAGUUUGUCAAAAAGAAAACUACACAAAAAAACAAUUUAACAAGGUUUUGACAAAGUUUGUUUUCUAAAAAACAACAACAAAAAACAUGCAGACCAAUUUGUCUGAAUGUGACCUUUUAAACUUUUAGACAUCAUUAUUCAAAUCUUUCCUCAUUCAAAUUCUGUAUGGGCUCUGGCAAACAAAACAUGUGUCAUACUUCUCAAAUCAGCAGGUUGUGUUUUUAUUAAAUAAAUAUAAAUAUAAAGCUAAAGACAAAAAGGAUGGCUUAGCUUAGAGACUGAAAGACUGAAAAUAGUCUUGCACUGUUUCUGCCCACCAUCCCCCCCAUGAUGCUUUGCAAUCAACAAGAUAAAGCUUGUCUUGUCCGUCCAAUCUUUACUAUAAGACGAGUAAAGAAGCACUCCUUGUAUCAAGGAAUGUUAGAAUGAUUUCCAUUAGAUGUGCCUGAGGGCUGAUUUAGUUACCUGUGGAGAGAACAAGGCCAGGCUGCCGGCCAUAUUUUUUGUGCUAUGCUAAGCUAACUGUCUUCUAAAGCUUGCUUUAUAUUUAUCUUACACACAUGGGAGUUGUGUCGAUCUUCUCAUCUAACUAUUGCGGUGAAAGGAUGUUUACCAAAUUGACAAACUCAUGUUUUAAAGAAUUGCAAUUCCAGAUGCAAACCAUGUUUGAAUUAUAAAUUAAAAUGAAACAUUAAGAGCCUGUAUAAAAUGUGAAAGUAAUGGUUUUCAUGCCUAAUAAAAUACAGUAAAAAAAAAUCUUUCAAAAGUAGUAAAAUGAGAAAUCUGUCUUAGUCUACCUGAAAGAGGAAAGAAUCUGAUGUGGAGGUUUUUCAAUAAUGUGUUUAUUUUUGAAUGACCAAUGAUCAAUAGGAUAUACAUCAAAUGUUGAACUUUCCCUUUUUAAAAGGUAAAUAAUCAUGUGUUCAACUUUACUGUACAGUUUGUAGAGUGAGUUACCGGUACAUCCAAAUCCAUGCCUUUAUCUAUCUAUUGUACGUCAACGGUAGUAAAAGCUGCACUCAGUGUAUGUCACAUCUGGAUUUAAAAUUUUCAAUUUACAUUUUUUUUCUGCCCGGUGUUUUAUUGUAAUCGUACAAUAGCUUAAGAUUUUGCUGUUAUACAAUCAUUACAGAAUGAGAAAUGUGAUUCAUGAUCAAGCUCAUACAGUGUGUGUUUGUUGGUUUAACAAUUGGUGAGUGCAUAUGUGUACGUUUUGUUUUGAUUGCAAUUUUAGGGCUGAUUGAUUGCUGCAAUCGCUUUGCUUUCUAUGAGCACAAAGCAGAUGCACACAGGUGAUCUGUGACAAAUGUGUUUUAUGUUGAAAGGGUUCCUCUCAAGCACAGAACGGGGAGAUCGACCUGUGCUCUGUAUCCUGUCACAUGUGGCUCCCCAAUCAGACAGGUGCUGAACUUUAGAGACACUAUGUUAGAAAAGUUCACCCUUUGCACACUUAACACCUUUUGUUGGUAUCCGUUUUUUAAGGAGCAAAGCACCUCCUGGAGCUCAAAUCUAGCCUCUCCUUGAUUUCAAACAUUCAUUUAAAGAUAGACUAUUGGACCUGCAUUGUCCACAACUGACAAUAUUUCUCGUCCCAGUAAUACAGCUGAACUGAUGGUGCUUGCAUACAUGACUAGGUGUGUCUUUGUGUAAAGGUGAAGUUCAAAAUAUUGGGAAAAGUCAUUAAUGUGUUUCUUUUCAAGAAGAUACUUCUUCCCGGUUCUCCUGCUGCAGCCAACCGAAAGUUAGCCCUGAAAGUAGUGUUGUAUGAUUAGAAAUUGGUCUUGGUCUCAACUCGGAAUCAAAAGCAUUUUACUCGGUCUCGAAUUUAAAUCAAGACCACCACUGAUUGGCUGUUUUUCCACAUCAUUACUGUGAUUAGAAGAAAAAAAACGCCCCUUUCUGUAUGUCUUGGUCUCGGUUAGGUUGGUCUUGACUACAACACUACCUGAAAGAGUGAAAACAAGAGGAAACAGCUGGUAUAGCUCUGUCCAACAUGCAAGCAUCACUAAUACUCACUAAUCAACACUUUGUAUCUUUGUGUUUAUCUGUACCAAAAACCUAAGUGUAUAAAGGACUAUUUUUGUGUCAUGCUUUGAUAAUGUGUGAAUUACUGAGCAUUAGAGGUGCUGAGCGGGAGAUCUUUUCAGGAUUGGACAGAGCACUCCAUGUUUCUCUGUUUUCACACUUAAUGCUAAGCUAAGCUAACUGUGUGGACUAACUGUAGCUUCCUCUUUAUGGUAGAGAAAUGAGAAGUUGUGUGUUUCCAAAAAGAUUAGAUCAUAUCUUUAAAUUGAGUUAUCAACUAGGGAUUGCUGAUGUCAGCAUAAUUCUGAUUUCAUAUUUUAAUGACAAUCAUUAUGAAUUAUUUUUAAUGAUACUGUAAAAGGCACUUUCAAGAUUCACCAGGUUCUGUAAUGUGUUAGUAGUAUAUAACAAUUUGUUUCUACAUUUGAACCUCUCUAAGGUUAUUUUAAACUAGAACCAGUCCACAUUUUAGGCUGCAAGUCUUCUAUCCAGAGCUGCACUGUGCACAUGAAUCAAGACUUCUUUUAGCUGAUGAUACUGCCGUUCAGUUUUUCUUUUUUUUUUUCUUCUACUGCCAAUCAAACCUGUCCACCCCUGCAUCUUUCUGCCAUGUUUUGUUUGUCUUUGCACAUCAAAUGUCAGCUGUAUGUGAAGGAUUUCCUUGCCUGUGGAUCUUCUCUCUUGAGCUUUUCAAUGCCAGGAUUUCUUAAGUAGAGCUCAAACCGAGAAAAAAAAAAAAAAAAAAAAACUAAGUCAGUUGUGUGACCCAAAUGAUGACUCUUUGUGGCGAGGUGGCCAAGGGACUGCAACAGAAGAUGAGAGAGGAGAGCAACAGUGUGUUUUCUUUCUAAUGUACUUACAAUAGAGAACCUCCUGUGUGUCGGUGUGAAGUUGAAGUGUGUCUCCGUUCUUCCAGGUGAAGAUUGUUAACACACACAAUACUCUUUUUUAACGCAGCAGCCCCAAAGGAAACAAAAGGAUUUGAGCUAAAACGGAUAAAAAAGGUGAAGACAAUGACUGGAUCACAAUCAAAUUUUACAUUACGUCCGUAUGUGUGGUGUGUGUGUUUUGUGUGUGUGUGUGUUUAAGUUCUUUUUUUUCCAAAAGACGAUUUGAAUUUUUCUUUUUUUAUUCCGCUGGACAUGAACCUGCCAGAGAGAUUACUUAUCAGUGGGAGAAAAAAAGAUGAUAAGAUACAAAAAAAAAAAAAAAAGCCUUGUUACAAUGUGGGAGAGAACUGCCAACAAGUACUGCUGAUCGGGGCCUAUUUUAUUCAGUGCUGGUGUGUUGUUGUGCUUGUACAUAUAUGUCUUUUCAAUCAUCCCUUUUUUCCUCUUGGGGGUGGGGUAUCAAGGCUGGGGGUGGGUCUUAUCAAUGAAAAGAGAGGAGGUAAAAGAAUAGAGUAUUUUGUUAUUGUCCAAUCAGAGGGUGACAGUAUGUAUAUAUCUAUAUUGUAUAUAUGUGAUGAAAAUGCGUCGGCUUUUUGUGUGACACUACCUUUUACCUGUACUAUGGUUCUACAUUCAGUGUUUCAGUGUUGAUAAUAUAUAUUUGGUUUGUUUUUUUGAUUUUGUCUUUGUCAUUUCUUGUAUUUUUUUUUUCUCCUACUUGUCCUAUUUUUGUUUAUGCACGGUUUAUUACUUUUGUUGUCCGAUGAGGUGACACAGCUACUCUUUGUAUUCGUUUAGUGCUGUAAAAUAACUCCAAGUGUUAUUAGAAUUGUCGAUACCACCGCCCACCCCACCCCCGUCCCCAAUAUGCAUGAAUGGCACUUAAAGAAAUAAAAUAUGGUAACUUCACUGUG